This is a messenger RNA of Paramecium primaurelia, 1972 nucleotides long. Lineage: Eukaryota; Ciliophora; Oligohymenophorea; Peniculida; Parameciidae. The record is from the annotation of a GenBank genome assembly.
AUGCUUUUGAUAUUCUUGCAUUUAAGAAAUCUAAGAAUGGUGGUGUUUAAACAACUUAUAAUGCUUUAGCUAAGAUUGCUAAUUCUUAUUAAAUNUCUUAGAUAACUUUUAAUUAGUAAUUCAGUUUACAGAAGAGGUAAAUUCAAUUUUCUGGAUUCCAAUUUUAUUCUUAACACUCAUCUUUAUUUAGAUUCAUAAACAUUAGAAGGUUUGGAAAUCUUUAAUGUAAAUCUUCAAACUUAAAUUACUAAUUCUGGUAGUUUAUUUAGUUAUUUGAAUAAAUGUGUAACUCAUUCUGGUAAGAGACUCCUUACUAAAUGGGUAUAAAGUCCAUUAUAGAAUUAUAAAUCAAUUAUUGAAAGAUAGUAAUGUGUUAAAGAACUUUGUAAUUUCAUGCCUGAAUGUUAUGAAUUCCAGAAAAGAAUUAAAUCAUUAACAGAUUUAGAGCGUGCAAUAGUUAAAUGUUUCAAUACAAUUCAUUCUCAUAAACUAAAGCCUGUUCCAUCUAAUAAAGGUGAAAAUAUAAGUAAAACUAAAUUAAAGGAAAUUAAAAAUGUUUUGAGCAAUAUUAGAUAGGCUGCUGAAGCUUUUAAGAUAUUUAAUUAAAAUAUUAAAUAAUUUAAAUCCCAAAAAUUGGAGGAAAUCUUUACUUAUAAAUAGAAUACUCAUAUUUUGAUAUAAUCACUUGAUGAAUUAGAAAAAUAUUUGAUUAUAGAAGAUAAUGAACCAAAACCUGUUUAAGGAAUCAAUCCAGAAUACGAUCAGACAAUGAAUAAAAUAAUUAAAAUUACUGAUUCAUUUUAAUUUGAACUUGAAAAGUGGAAGAAGAUGUUAGAAUGUCCAGAAAUUAAUUACAUUCAUUCAAAAAUAAGAUAUUAAUUAGAAAUACCUGAAAAAUAUGUUGAAAUACAUUAAAAACCAAAAGAAUUAAUAAUCACUUCAAAAAUACAAGGAUUUUUAAGAUUUUAGACACCAUUUAUAGAAGAAUAACUAUCUCAAUUAAGAUUGGUAGAAGAUGAACUCUCCUAAAAAUUACUUACCUUUAUUAAUGAAUAUUUCACUAAAUUCUAUACUUAUAGAAAAGAAUUCUUCUAAUUAAUUUCUUAUCUUUCAGAAGCUGAUUGCCUGUACUUUUAUUAAUUUAUUUAUUAGAAUUUCUUUAGCUCUAGUAUCAAAGGAAUAAUAAAAACAGGUCUCAUGUUUUCCAAAAAUAAAUAAGGAUUCUGAUGAAAGAGAUUUUAAAUUGAUUUAAGCAUAUCAUCCUAGUUUAUUAUUAAAUAGAAAUAUAGAAUAGGUGCCAAACACAAUUUCAUUUACUGAUUCUAUUGAUACUUUGUUAUUAACAGGUCCUAAUAUGAGUGGCAAAUCCACUUUGUUAAGAUUAAUUGGAGUUUCUAUAAUUAUUGCUUAAAUUGGGUGUGCUGUACCAGCCUAAUAAUUUUCUUUAACUCCUUUUGAUAGGAUCUUCUGUAGACUUGGAGCUUCAGAUAGAUUAUUAGAGAGAAAAUCAACUUUCUUUAUAGAGCUUGAAGAAACUAAAGCAAUAUUAAAUUAUUCUACUUCAAAAAGUUUAGUUAUAAUUGAUGAAUUAGGUAGAGGAACUUCAACAUAUGAUGGUGUAGCAUUAGCUUCUGCUGUUUUAAAAUUUUUAUCAGAAAAAGUAAAACCGAUUACUUUAUUUGCUACACAUUAUAAUAUUUUAUUAGAUGAAUUUGAAUUGUAUAAGAAUAUCAAACAAUGUGUUAUGUUAUAUUAUAGAGAAAACGAUUCAGUUAUUUUUAAAUACAAAUUAGUUGAAGGUGUUGCUGAAAAAAGUUUUGCCAUCAAUGUAGCAUAGUUAGCAGGUAUUUAAGAAGAAGUCAUAAGAAAAGCCAAAUAAAUGUAACUCAAAAUAACUAAAGAAGAAUCCAAGAUUAAUAAGAAUAGAGAGAUUCUUAAAAAGUUUAAUCAAAUCAUAACAUAACUAUAAUGA